GAUUACUACUAUCUCUCUGUGAAGGCUCUGUACACAGUGGGAUACAGCACUUCUCUCGUUUCCCUCACCACCGCCAUGGUUAUCCUGUGUCGUUUCAGGAAGCUUCACUGCACGCGAAAUUUUAUCCACAUGAACCUCUUUGUUUCAUUCAUCCUACGUGCAAUAUCUGUAUUCAUUAAAGAUGGGGUUCUUUAUGCUGAACAGGAUGGCAACCACUGUUUUAUCUCAACGGUGGAAUGCAAAGCAGUGAUGGUGUUUUUUCACUACUGUGUCAUGUCCAACUACUUCUGGCUUUUCAUUGAGGGAUUGUACCUUUUCACGUUAUUGGUAGAAACCUUUUUCCCGGAGAGGAGAUAUUUCUACUGGUACACUAUUAUUGGCUGGGGUACCCCAACAAUUUGUGUCACUGUUUGGGCAGUGCUGAGACUUCACUUUGAUGAUACUGGCUGCUGGGACAUGAAUGACAACACUGCCUUGUGGUGGGUGAUCAAGGGUCCCGUGGUUGGCUCUAUCAUGAUAAACUUUGUGCUUUUUAUUGGCAUAAUUGUGAUACUUGUGCAGAAACUCCAGUCACCUGAUAUCGGUGGCAAUGAAUCCAGCAUUUACUUGAGGCUGGCUCGCUCUACACUACUGCUUAUCCCCUUGUUUGGAAUUCACUACACGGUGUUUGCUUUUUCUCCUGAAAAUGUCAGUAAGCGGGAGAGACUAGUGUUUGAAUUGGGACUGGGAUCUUUCCAGGGUUUUGUUGUUGCUGUUCUCUAUUGUUUCUUGAAUGGGGAGGUGCAAUCAGAAAUAAAGAGAAAAUGGAGGAGCUGGAAAGUCAACCGAUAUUUUGCUGUGGAUUUCAAACAUCGUCAUCCUUCUCUAGCGAGCAGCGGAGUGAACGGGGGGACACAACUCUCCAUUCUGAGCAAGAGCAGCUCUCAGAUUCGGAUGUCCAGCAUAAAUGCGGAGAACCUAGCGACAUGA
Messenger RNA from Mesitornis unicolor (brown roatelo), 969 nucleotides. RefSeq names its product adenylate cyclase activating polypeptide 1 (pituitary) receptor type I (gene ADCYAP1R1). The transcript is spliced from 9 exons. Lineage: Eukaryota; Metazoa; Chordata; Aves; Mesitornithiformes; Mesitornithidae. Gene Ontology annotation, molecular function: vasoactive intestinal polypeptide receptor activity; peptide hormone binding; G protein-coupled peptide receptor activity. The record is from RefSeq and is a predicted model, not a curated record. Gene Ontology annotation, biological process: adenylate cyclase-modulating G protein-coupled receptor signaling pathway; cell surface receptor signaling pathway. The annotation marks the transcript as partial. Gene Ontology annotation, cellular component: plasma membrane; neuron projection.